Messenger RNA from Ornithodoros turicata, 2618 nucleotides. RefSeq names its product neuronal-specific septin-3-like. The record is from RefSeq and is a predicted model, not a curated record. Gene Ontology annotation, cellular component: cell division site; microtubule cytoskeleton; septin complex. NCBI's taxonomy places the organism in Eukaryota, Metazoa, Arthropoda, Arachnida, Ixodida, Argasidae. The transcript is spliced from 10 exons. Gene Ontology annotation, biological process: intracellular protein localization; cytoskeleton-dependent cytokinesis. Bases 483 to 1493 code for a protein of 336 amino acids. Gene Ontology annotation, molecular function: GTPase activity; GTP binding; molecular adaptor activity.
GCAGACGACGACAGAUGUUUCGCCGCUGACGGUCAACCGUUCACAAAGCGCGGAACGACGCUGCGGUUUCAUUUUGCAGCCAGUUUUUGUUUCCAAUUCGUGAGCGCCGUCAACUCGCUGCAGCUUCUCCGUUCCGUACUGCUCCCCGUGGCCGCUGCGAGGCAAAAGAUCGCCCGCAUCUUCUCGCCACGAAACCGAAGAUCGUCUGCAUAUUUACCCUGCGUGACCGUGUAUUGCGUUUCUGCGAAACAACAAUGGCAUCUGCGUGUCUAUCAUCACGUUCCUGAGGUAAAGCUCUGCAGGCGGUAUUCCAAGGCGCCGACCACGUGGCCAAAGGUCUGGUCGACUGCCAGACUGUGCUGCGUGUCGCUACCAAGUUAUUGGGACGACAGCUGCUGCAGACCGAACGCGAAAGGCUCCUGGGCCGGGCAGAAAUAGUCGCCAACAACGGUUUACUGGGCAUCCAUGAAUUCCUGUUAAUUAUGGCGGAGACGUUAGCUGAAACCACCCACUGGGGAUCCCUCAAGACAGAUGUCCUAGGCUACGUUGGUAUUGAUACGCUUCAAGAACAGAUACGCAAGAAAGUCCUCAGGAAAGGAUUCGAGUUCAACAUCAUUGUCGUUGGUAGAAGCGGACUCGGAAAAUCCACUCUCAUCAACACCUUGUUCAAGGCAAACAUUAGUCGGCGCUCUUGUGCAAAGAAAUCCCAGGACACUCCCUCGCCUUAUAUCAUCCCUAAGACAACGGAAGUCAAGUCCAUAAGCCACGUAAUCGAAGAGAAAGGGACGAGACUGCGACUAACAGUGACAGACACGCCAGGAUUUGGAGAUCAGAUCAACAAUGAAAACUGCUGGCUGCCAAUCUUGGAAUACAUCAACGAACAAUACGAGAAGUACCUCAGCGAGGAGCAGAGUGUCACACGCAAGAAACACAUUCCGGACACACGCGUCCACUGUUGCCUCUACUUUAUUCCUCCAACAGGGCACUCGCUAACAUCCCUAGACAUCGAAUUUAUGAGACGCCUCCACAAAUGUGUCAACGUCGUUCCCGUCAUUGCAAAAGCAGACACACUGACCGUCGAAGAGAGGGCAAGCUUUAAAGAAAAGAUCAAGGAAGACCUGGAACUCAACGGCAUCAACGUCUACCCGAUGCAGGAGUUCGAGGAUGAUCCGGAGGAAAGUGUGGUUAACGACAAGCUCAGGGAUGCCAUCCCUUUUGCGGUCGUGGGAAGCGACAAGCAGCACCAAGUGAAUGGACGCAUGGUUUUUGGCCGACAGACACAGUGGGGGCUGGUCGAGGUAGAAAAUCGACUUCACUGCGAGUUUCCAGAUCUCAGGGACAUGCUCAUCAGGACUCACAUGCAGGACCUGGUAGAAGUGACAAAGUCAGUCCACUACGAAAGCUUUCGCCAAGAAAGGCUUCUUGCCCGCAACGGCAACAUGCUCAAUGGCCAUGCCAUCAACAUAGUCAACAUGAACGAAAGCAACUUAUGAUUGCUCCCACACACACAAAACUGAGAGGAACAUCCAGAACCUCACGUACUUAAUUUUUGUCAUUCACCACGAGCCAGGCAUGUGGCUGUAAACCAAAAGGAUCUCUGUCGUUGCACACUGUUGGCAUACUUGUAUUGACGCAUCACCACUGUUUUGUUUUUUCUCGUUUAGAUGAACAUAAAAAUAGAGUAGUCUUCCACAAGACACAGGAUGCAAGGAAAUAGAUAAUGACACCAUCAUGCCUACUUCCAUUUGUAGUGCAUGAUGCACUGUCUGUCUAGAGUUGAGCUCCCAGAAGGAAUUUAUCUAAGACUGUAGGGGCAUUCAUCUCAUCUGGCUGCACCUUAUUCAUAGAAGAUAUUCCCAUCAGAAAGCUUUGGAGGAUGUUGUGUCUGCAUGGUAAACUUGCAGAUGAGAUACAGAUGGGUACAGCCUAGGUACCUGGGCUAUACGCCUGGGCCUGUUGCUACUGCCUGUGAUGCUAUUCUAUCAGUGGUACGACAGAAGUUUCAGAACACAUCACAUUGGCACCACACUUCAGUAGUAACACAUCCAUAUAGCAAAGCAAAGUAAAGAUGCCUUCAAACAUUUCUCAACAAUAUGUUUGGGCCAUUGACCAUGAAAAAUGUUGAGAUUUAACCCCAAUGCGGAUGGAUGCUGCAACUUCUCCAUCGAGCAUAUUACAGCUAUGGUGAUGGGCUUACCCAUCCUACACAGACUCCUAAAAAGCUGAGGACUCGAUGCUCUACAUGAAACCACACAAGGCAGACAGAGUGUGAAUUUGCUUUUAAUUCACGAGACUGCAUUUUGACAUUUUGCAAAAUUUCUGAAGACCACACAUUCUUUGAUGAAAAUUCAAGGUCCUACUCUUUUUUUUUUGUUCCCUCGUGGAUCUCUGAUGUGAAUGAAAGACACACAAAGCUGCUUGUAGUAGAAUCUUUUGCAUUACCCAGAUAAUAAGAUUAAUACCUACACUGCUGAUCACCUUUCACCCAGCCUCAAAUGAGGCCCUCCAAUCUGAUUAUGUCUUCCGUAUUUCUAGUCAUGUUGAUGCAUUGUCAUUCAUUGUAUCCCAAUCUUUAGAUGUAUUCUACCAACAAGAAAUAAACAUCUAUUUAAAGCAAA